Messenger RNA from Triticum aestivum (bread wheat), 882 nucleotides. Its product is annotated as nucleolin. NCBI's taxonomy places the organism in Eukaryota, Viridiplantae, Streptophyta, Magnoliopsida, Poales, Poaceae. The record is from RefSeq and is a predicted model, not a curated record. The transcript has a single exon. The coding region runs from base 121 to 597 and encodes 158 amino acids.
CGACACGGCGGCACCCGGGCCACGGUUUUACGCCACGCUCUCUCCUCUCCAUUUCUCUCGCACCCUUCCCCCAUCCUUAAACCCUAGCUCUCCCUCUCCCUCUCCCGUCCCGCCUCCACGAUGGCGACCGCCGACGGCCAGUCCCAGCCUGCGGCCACCGAACCCUCCCCAUCCCCGGCCAAGCGUAAGACGGACACCGGCUCCGAGAUCUCUCCCCUCGACCCACCCGCCAAGGCCGCCCGCCCCGGCGCCGACGAGGAGGCGGCCGCCGAGGCCAAGGCCCGGGUCGCGGACAAGGGGAAGGGCAAGAUGGUGGUCGAUGAGGAGGAAGAAGGCGACGAGGAAAGCGACGAUGAGGAGGAUGACGAGGAGGUCGAGGGAGAUGGCGACGAGAGCGACGGCUUAUGCGAGGAUCCCCUCUCCGAGGUCGACCUCAACAACAUCCUGCCCUCUCGGACCCGCCGCUGCGCCCCAGCACAGCCUGGGGCGUACCUGGUGCCACCAGAGGAGGCAGGGGAGGAUGACGAGGACGAUGAGGACGCAGACGUCGACAUGGCUCCCGGGGAGGAGAGCGGCGACGGGGAGGAGAGCGAUUAGGGUCGCAGCUGGACUAACUCGCCUUCGUCUCGCGCUUGUGAUGCACAGAAAUGUUUCUAUGAACUGUUCCCUUGUGGAAGUACAUUUCUGCGAUUGCAUCCAGUUUAGGCCUUUAGGUACCUUAUUUAUGCAUCAUGAGCGUUUAAUUUCGAGGUAUGACCUAAUUUAAGUGUUUUUAUCGAGUAAACAAGUAUCACUGCUGGUGCUUCUGGAUUAUGUUUCCGCAACCUUGGUCUUGCUUACUGAGAUAACUAGAUCUAUUCAUGCUGUGUACUUGGACUUGGA